This is a messenger RNA of Hydatigera taeniaeformis, 414 nucleotides long. Lineage: Eukaryota; Metazoa; Platyhelminthes; Cestoda; Cyclophyllidea; Taeniidae. The record is from the annotation of a GenBank genome assembly.
AUGGAAAAAAUUUGUACUUCUUUCAUAGAACGUUCACGCUUAGAAGAACAGCUAAAGGAAACUGAAACCAAGGCGGCACUUGCUGAACAGGAGCUAAAAGCAAGUUUGUUGCUUCAAUUACCAGAAUUUGACGAGCUGUUUCAGCUGAAAAAGAGUAUUCUGAAACUCGCAUGGAGAGAAUUGCAGCAAAUUUUCGCUCAAAACCAGGAAGCAGAAUAUCAUUUGGAAGCCCAGAUGGUUAAGUGUCAGAGACAAAGAGAGUCGGAGGAGAAUCGUUUGAAUGGAGGGUUUCUACAGUUGCAGAAUCCUAUCUUCACCGAACUAGGCAUUCGAGAGACAAGAGACUUCGACAUACCAGAAGUUGACAUCGAAGCUCUAAGAGCAAAACAACCAGUCAUUCAAAAAACUUUUUAA